AUGAAGCCCUCCAAACUCCCCGAUGGCCACGGAAGCCUUUACAAAGAAGUUCGCUUCUCGCCAACUCAAUCUCCAUCCCGUCGCACAAAGUCCGUAUCGGCUACUUUUCCUCCCACGAUCACAGGCUACGGCCGAACCGCCUUCCACGAUUCCGCACUCCUGAAUUCCUUCGCUAUGGACACCUCCUACAUUGACCAGUCGCGCGCGCUACUCCAGAACCAACGAGUCAACUUCGAGGCGGAGAGGACAUUAUUUACACAAGAGAGGAAGUUAUGGGAAAAAGAGCGGACAUUGCUCCGAACUAAGAUUGCCGAGCUGGAGGCAUUGUUAAAGGACCAAGGGAAGAGAAAUAAUAAAUUGGGGCCAGAGGCCGCUAAACUCGUGCUCGGCGCAUCACAACUCAACAACACAAAUGGCUUCACAGCUCAGGUAUGGGAGGGAUCAAGUCCAAACAGUCAACCUACGAGGGUUUUCGUGGACUACGAGUCCCCCAACCAAGCCCACAUGUCGCCGAUCUCCGAAAGUGGGAUGAACCCACCGUCCCUGGAUCGGGCCCUGUCACCUCAAGGGCAGCUUGCAGAUCCAUCUGGAGCGCCCGUGAGUCUGCCCGUGCCAAUCGAAAAGCUUGACAGCACGUUAGACGGCAUUACGCUGAAAUCGACUGCAUUGCCACCCGGGGUGGUCGCGCGGGUGAUCACGCCGCCCUCGCCGUCACCCUUGGAAACCGAGGUCUCUCCUUCAGCCCCUGGGGAGGCUGCAAGGCCUGGCCUCGAGCACCGAAACAGUCUCAAACUGAAGCUGUCAGAACUCGGCCCGCCCAAUGAAAGAUUGCUCCGCAAUGCAGGCCAUACGCCUAUGGCGAUCAUCGAUGCCGAUGAGAGCCAACGCUCCACAAAGGAGGGAUCACCCCUCGAGGUUCCCUCGCAGUCUGAGGAAAAUCCUCUUGCGCCCGUGGCAACUAACGUUCAGCCCUCUGAGAACAGGGUGUCUUAUUUCCCGGAGCUGCCUGACUUGCCCGACGAUCCCGCUCUCAAGGGCCCCCUGGGCCUUGUUAACGAUGAGGAGCACGAUAAUGACUUUUUGAGCGCUUUAGACCAGAAGCUCCUUGAUCAGGCUAAAAAUAUCCUUGGGUCCUCAGUUGAAUCGGCAGAUCCGAAUGAGUCGGAUCCCGAGCCUGAGUUUCCUAGCCAAGGCGACAAGGAGCCUGCAAUCAAGUUCAGAAAGUCAACUAACUUUGGCUCAGCAUUCGGGAUUUCAAAUUUGAGUUGA
Penicillium salamii is the source of this 1269-nucleotide messenger RNA. The record is from the annotation of a GenBank genome assembly. Lineage: Eukaryota; Fungi; Ascomycota; Eurotiomycetes; Eurotiales; Aspergillaceae.